This is a messenger RNA of Peniophora sp. CBMAI 1063, 330 nucleotides long. The record is from the annotation of a GenBank genome assembly. Lineage: Eukaryota; Fungi; Basidiomycota; Agaricomycetes; Russulales; Peniophoraceae.
AUGACUCAAACCGCAUCCUCUGGGUCUCCUCCCGCAGGUUUCUUCAUCGGCCGGGAGGGGAAGAUGGUGCCCAAGGGCCAGAACCAGUAUAUCGCAUACGGCGUUCGUCGCGGCAGGCGCGGCACGCGGGUUGUCUUAUCGCAUGCGGCCAUGCUUGCGGAUAUCGCGAACGUCUCGAACGCUGCCGGACGAGGUUUUGACUCGUUUGAGGAGGCUCAGGCCUGGUGCGACGAGUUCAUCCUGGCGAACAACCCGCAGCGCAUUGCGGUCCUGCGUGAGGAGGUAGAUGGGCUGGUCUUGGAGCUGGCAGCCGCUCGCUCGCGUUCCUGA